Molecule: messenger RNA, 1769 nt
Organism: Suncus etruscus (white-toothed pygmy shrew)
Lineage: Eukaryota; Metazoa; Chordata; Mammalia; Eulipotyphla; Soricidae
Gene: SCRT1
Product: scratch family transcriptional repressor 1
Exons: 2
Coding region: 622-1764 (380 amino acids)
Biological process (GO): regulation of DNA-templated transcription
Molecular function (GO): RNA polymerase II cis-regulatory region sequence-specific DNA binding; DNA-binding transcription factor activity, RNA polymerase II-specific
Source: RefSeq, a predicted model, not a curated record
GGGGCCCGCUGACUGACGCUCGCGCGGCCGGGGCCCGGGGGGCGGGGAAGGGGCCGCGGAGCCGGAGCCGGGCCAGCCCCGCAUCCACUCGCAGCCUCCGGGCCCGGGACGGAGCCGCUCCCCCCUCCCCGCCCCUCCAGCCUCCUUCCUCCCCCGCCUGUCCAGGGGCGGCACUGCGGGCUGGGGAGCCGGGACCAGAGGAGGGCAGGGAGGAAGGAAGCGAGGAAGGAAGGAAGGGAAGAAGGACGGAAGGAAGGAAGAAGGAAGGAAGGAAGGAAGGGAAGAAGGAAGGAAGGAAGGAAGGAAGGAAGGAGCCAAGAGGGCAGGACGCACACGCACGGACGGAGGAAGAAGCAGCGCGGCGGGCGGACGAGCGCAGGGAGAAAGGAGGAAAGGGGCAGGAAGGAAGGAAGGAAGGACGGACGGAAGGAAGCGAGAAGGAGGAAGACAGAGGGAGCGGAGCAGAGGCGGACGCGCGAGGCGGCACCGUUGCGGCAGCAGCAGCAGCAGCAGCCAGAGGCCCGAGCGGGGCCUGCGCUGCCGCCUCCGCUGCUGCUCCUCGGAUGCUGACGGGGCCCCGCCGCGACCGCGACCGCAGCCCCCCGGAGCCCUGCAGGAACCAUGCCCAGGUCCUUCCUGGUCAAGAAGGUCAAACUUGACACCUUCUCCUCCUCGGUGGACCUCGACAGCUCGUACGGGCGCGCCCGCAGCGACCUCGGCGCGCGGCUGCAUGAGAAAGGAUACCUCAACGACUACGCGGGCCCCGCCUCCGUCUACGAUGGCGACGCGGCGGCCGACGCGGGGCUGCUCAAGGGCCCGUCCCCGGAGCCCAUGUACGCCGCGGCCGUGCGGGGAGAGCUGGGCCCGGCGGCCGCGGGGUCGGCGCCGCCGCCGCCCACGCCGCGCCCGGAGCUGGCCACGGCGGCCGGCGGCUACAUCAACGGCGACGCGGCGGUCAGCGAGGGCUACGCGGCCGACGCCUUCUUCAUCACCGACGGCCGCUCGCGCCGCAAGGCCGCCCCGGCCCCGGACGCCGCUGCGGGCCCCGACGGCGACGACGAGGCCGGGCGCGCGGAGAGGGAGAGGGAGAGCGAGAGCGGCGGGCCCGGGGCGGGCGCGCGGGGCGGCCACGCGGGGCCGGCGGGCCGGGGCGGCGCGCGCGGCGGCGGGGCGGGCGGCGAGGCGGCGCGCGGCGGGUCCGGGCCCGCGGGUGCCGGUGCGGGGUGCCGUGCGGGUGCCGGUGCGGGCGCGGGAGGCCCGGCCGGCCGCCACGCGUGCGCCGAGUGCGGCAAGACCUACGCCACGUCGUCGAACCUGAGCCGCCACAAGCAGACGCACCGCAGCCUGGACAGCCAGCUGGCGCGGCGCUGCCCGACGUGCGGCAAGGUCUACGUGUCCAUGCCGGCCAUGGCGAUGCACCUGCUCACGCACGACCUGCGCCACAAGUGCGGCGUGUGCGGCAAGGCCUUCUCGCGGCCCUGGCUGCUGCAGGGCCACAUGCGCUCGCACACCGGCGAGAAGCCCUUCGGCUGCGCGCACUGCGGCAAGGCCUUCGCCGACCGCUCCAACCUGCGCGCCCACAUGCAGACGCACUCGGCCUUCAAGCACUUCCAGUGCAAGCGCUGCAAGAAGAGCUUCGCGCUCAAGUCCUAUCUCAACAAGCACUACGAGUCGGCCUGCUUCAAGGGCGGCGGCGCCGGGGCCCCCAGCGCCCCGGCCGCCCCCGCCGCCCCGCCGCCCCAGCUCAGCCCGGUGCACGGCUAGCGCUC